CAUAAUAAAAAAAAAAACAAAAAAAUGGAUUGUAUUGCUUUGGAGGUUCUUGUUUCGAUAAAAUUUUCUCAUAUUUUUUGUUUCCAUAGAUUCGUAGACUUUAACAUUCAGUAACAAAUACUAAAGUAAAUAUUUGAGGUCAUCGAUCGAAGUAGGUGAAGGUAUUGUUUUUUAACAUUUUCCGAGUGAUCGUCUAAUUCAACUGCUUGACAACCAGUUGGCGACAGAAGUCGCUGGGAUGUUUUUAGAAACCAAGUGUACUCUAUAAACAUCAACAAGCAUUUUGAACAAAAGCGCUGGCGCUCAAUUUUUUGAAGUUCGCAACAAAUCGUAAACCACGGCGUCGAAAAAAACUGAAGAAUCUGCCCAUCUGGAAGCAGAUAACCGCUAUAAGAUGCCAGCAGCUAGUUUUGGAUCACUGUCACAGCUUCCUGGAACGGGAGACUGUGGCAUUAAGGAUGUAUGGAAUCACAACUUGCAUGAAGAAUUUCAAAUAAUAAGACAAGUUGUCCAAAAGUACCAUUGGGUGGCAAUGGACACAGAAUUUCCUGGAGUGGUUGCUCGACCUAUUGGAGAAUUCAGAUCCACGGCUGAUUACCAGUAUCAAUUGCUUAGGUGUAAUGUUGAUCUGUUGAGAAUCAUUCAGUUGGGUCUCACAUUCAUGGAUGAAAAUGGCAAGACUCCACCUGGUUACACCACAUGGCAAUUCAACUUUAAAUUUAAUCUACAAGAAGACAUGUAUGCACAGGAUUCAAUAGACUUGCUGCAAAAUUCAGGCCUUCAAUUCAGAAAACACGAAGAGGAUGGUAUUGAGCCACUGGAGUUUGCAGAGUUGUUGAUGUCAUCUGGACUGGUGCUAAUGGACAAUAUCAAAUGGCUCAGUUUCCACUCUGGUUAUGACUUUGGCUACCUUCUCAAGCUACUCACAGACCAGAACCUACCUCAGGAUGAAAAUGAUUUCUUUGAAAGCCUAAGGUUGUACUUCCCUACAGUUUAUGAUGUAAAGUACCUGAUGAAGCUAUGCAAAAACUUGAAGGGUGGACUGCAGGAGGUGGCAGACCAAUUGGAACUACGUCGAGUGGGACCACAGCACCAGGCUGGCUCUGACUCACAUCUAACAGGAAUGGCUUUCUUUAAAAUAAAAGAGAUAUUCUUUGAUGAUAACAUCGAGAGUUCUAGCGGACAUUUGUAUGGAUUGGGUGCACCGUUUUCGGUGAAUGUCAAUAAUUUCCAAGACAAUGGCGAAAACGGAAACUCCUCUUGAUCCUUAGAAAACGGGCAUGUCAUAAGCCUGACGCCACAACCUCGAGUGUUUCACAUUUCAGAGUGAAUGUAACAGUUAAAUGUGUGCAGUGUAUAUAAUGUUUACAACUGUGUGUGACAAUUGUCGUUAUUUAAGUGAUCAUGUCUCCCUCAUCUGUGAAUAUGCCUGUUCCGUGUCUGGUCCACUAUUUGAUUUAGGUUAGUAAUAAAAGCUCCGACAAAAAAAUAAAAGAAGAAUUAACCUUACUCAAAAUACUAAAUCUACUGCCUACAAUACUAACUUUCUGACUACUUUUGUCCGAAUAAAAAUUACGAAACGACCGAAUGAGAUACUGAAAUCUUCUAAAAGUAAACGUGACCGUUUAUUGCUAUAAUACUUUUCUACCAGCAUAAAUUACGUUCUACUGAAACUAUGCUUUGUAAUUUUUAUCUUUACUUGCCUACUAUUAAUUCAUAAAUUACCUUUCAUAUUUCAUAGACUGUGGUACUUAUUAACUGUAACACUAUAUUGAAAAUAUUAUUUUUAGUGGUAAUACAGAAACUAAUAAAAAUGUAAUGUAAUAAUAACUUUUACUUGCAUCAUAUAUCAUGACUUUUACUUCCCACGGGUAUGCUUCAAUAUCAGUACCUAUUUCAGACAUUAAAAGUUAGAACAGUUGUAUACACGCUUUAAUCUAAAACCAAGUAGACUUCGGUUUCCUGGAAUAUUUUACUGUUUUACUGUAAUCAACUUUGCUCAAAACAUUUGAGGUAUUUUCUUUUGUGCUAAAUGUUUAAAAUAUGAGUUUUUUGUAUCUAUAAUAUUAGAAAACAUUAUUGAAAUUUAAAAAUCAAUUAGUUCUUAGUCUUCUCUCGUUAGACACAAUGUAUACUGACGUCACAGUCACGUCAUCGAACGUUUUCUGGGCAAUGUUUUAAUUAAAAAAUAGAACACAUAAAAGUAAAGAGAUUUAAGACGAAAAAUUAUAGGGAGGGUGAUCUUUAAAUUAUUUAGAAGCUUUUUAAAUAGAUUUUCGAAAAUUGGAGACAACUCUAUUAUGUAUGUAAAUAAAUUGCAUACAUCCACAUUAAUUUAGUAAUUAUAAUUAUUAUAUAAUUUAGGUUGAUAUUACAAUACAUAAUGUCAAAAUAAUUUUACUUAGAUUUAUUAAUUUAGUACUUAUAUUUUAUAGAAAUUAUAGACUUAAGACUAUUAUUAUUUCAUUUAAGGUUUUACUGGUUUAUUUUAUAUCCUAAUACAUAUUAAGAUUUUGUAAUGUUAAAAUAUAAUUAAUGUUAAUUUUUUAAA
Molecule: messenger RNA, 2551 nt
Organism: Helicoverpa zea (corn earworm)
Lineage: Eukaryota; Metazoa; Arthropoda; Insecta; Lepidoptera; Noctuidae
Product: CCR4-NOT transcription complex subunit 7-like
Exons: 8
Coding region: 395-1264 (289 amino acids)
Cellular component (GO): P-body; CCR4-NOT complex; CCR4-NOT core complex
Molecular function (GO): poly(A)-specific ribonuclease activity; nucleic acid binding
Source: RefSeq, a predicted model, not a curated record